Molecule: messenger RNA, 21592 nt
Organism: Callithrix jacchus (white-tufted-ear marmoset)
Lineage: Eukaryota; Metazoa; Chordata; Mammalia; Primates; Cebidae
Gene: ATG10
Product: autophagy related 10
Biological process (GO): autophagosome assembly; autophagy of mitochondrion; protein modification by small protein conjugation
Cellular component (GO): cytosol
Molecular function (GO): Atg12 conjugating enzyme activity
Source: RefSeq, a predicted model, not a curated record
UUCCGGCUCUGCUCCCACACGGUCUCGCCCUACUCCUAGUACAGGGAGGAAAGGCGCGCGCGGGUAGGCGGGAAACAGCCCAGCCCUGAACAAAAGGCUGGGGAAGUGGCCCCUCUGGGUGAACUGCAGGCCUGUGCUAGCCGCACCGCUCGGGGCUUGGGGCGAGCGGGGAAGGGCGAAGACACUCUUUCCCUGGGGAUCCGCCCCUUGUCGCGCACCUGGUGUCACUAGCGCUCCAUGGCUACUACCCAAAGGCUGCGGCACCCUCGAAUUAUUUAACAUGGAAGAAGAUGAGUUCAUUGGAGAAAAAACGUUUCAGCGUUGUUGUGCAGAAUUCAUUAAACAUUCACAACAGAUAGGUGAUAGUUGGGAAUGGAGACCAUCAAAGGACUGUUCUGAUGGCUACAUGUGCAAAAUACACUUUCAAAUUAAGAAUGAGCCUGUGAUGUCACAUCCAGGGACAUCUGCUUAUGGACAGACAUGUCUUCCCAUGGAGGAGGCUUUUGAGCUACCCUCAGAUGAUUGUGAAGUGACUGAAGCUCCAGCAGCAUCCCAAGUGAUUAAAUAUGAGUAUCAUGUCUUGUAUUCCUGUAGCUACCAAGUGCCUGUACUUUACUUUAGGGCAAGCUUUUUAGAUGGGAGACCUUUAACUCUGAAGGACAUAUGGGAAGGAGUUCAUGAGUGCUAUAAGACGCGACUGCUACAGGGACCAUGGGAAACUAUUACACAACAGGAACAUCCAAUACUUGGGCAACCCUUUUUUGUACUUCAUCCCUGCAAGACGAAUGAAUUCAUGACUCCUGUAUUAAAGAAUUCUCAGAAAAUCAAUAAGAAUGUCAACUAUAUCACGUCAUGGCUGAGCAUUGUAGGGCCGGUUGUUGGGCUGAAUCUACCUCUGAGUUAUGCCAAAGCAACCUCUCACGAUGAACGAAAUGUCGAUUAACAAGUCCCCUACCAAGUUACUUAGGACAAGGAUCCCCAAUCUUCCAGCCAAGGUCCACAAUCAGGCCUUACAGCAGGAGGUGACCAUCGUCUGGUGAGCAAGCAAGCCAGCAUUACCACCUGAGCUCUGCCUCCUCUCACCUCAGCUGCAGUAUUGGGUCCUCAUAGGAGUGUGAACUCUAUUGUGAACUGCACAUGUGAGGGAUCUAGGUUGCAUGCUUCUAUGAGACUCUAACCAAUGCUUGAUGAUCUGAGGGGAACAGUUUCAUCCUGAAACCAUCUUCCACUCAGUCUGUGGGAAAAUGGUUUUCCCUGAAACCGGUCUCUGGUGGCAAAAAGUUUGGGGUCCAUCAAUCCAGAAAUAUUUUACUUUGCUGUAAGUAGCAUGCAUUCAAUGACAAGAGUGGAUGGUUUUCUUUUAGUACUGAUAUUCUUAAAUAAGUCUGUACUGCUCAGUGAAUCUUCUUUUAUUCUGUUGGCUUUUGUUUUAUAUUCUUCAGAUACUUCUAUUGAGCUUAGAAAUUGUGGCGCAAACAGCACCAAGAGUUUACCUGGCCAGUCCUGGCUUUAAUAGGACCAAUACCGUGGAAUAUUUCAUCUUACCAAGAUGCAACAUGGCUUAUUUUUCCUUUGGAUGCAAAUGUCUGUGGCAACUGAUAUUUGAUAGACUGAAUGUUUAGAAGAAACACUUCAAAGAUGUAAAUCAUGGACAGGCAUGGUAGCUCACACCUGUAUUCCAAGCACUUUGAGAGGCCAAAGUGGGAGCAUCACUUGAGCCUGGGAGUUUGAGACCAGCUUGGGCAAAAGAUUUUGUUCAAACCCUGUCUGUACAAAAAUACAAAACUUUCCCUAAUAUAGUGAUAAGUGUCUAUAGGCCCAGCUACUCAGGAGGCUGAGGUGGGUGGUUGGCUUGAGCCCAGGAGGCAGAGUUUGCAGUAAGCCGAGAUUGUGCCGCUGCACUCCAGCCUGGGUGACAGAGCCAGACCCUGUCUCAGAAAAAAAAAAAAAAAAAAAAGACACAAAUUACUAUAAAUAGCAAACAAUGAGUCUAACUUACUAAUACUAGGAGUGCCAACAUUUCACUUGCAGGUUAUUCUUUUCUAGGCCAAGUAGUUUACUUCCAUUUGUCUGAUAUGGAGAUUGAGGGAGAACUGUAUUUGUGUGUUCAUUUUAAUGUAAGAUAUACAAAAAUUAAAUUACUAGAUUUACAUGUUUCUGAAACUGGUGUUAUAAACAUGACGUAUCUUAAAUGAUUCUCCCACAAUCAAACUCAGGAACAAUAGAUUAUUUCUGUUUUACUGUGAGAGAGAGAGAGAGAGUGUGUAUGUAUAUGUGUGGAUGUUCGUGUAGACAGAUAGAAGUAGAAGAAAGAAAAAAACACAGUGUUUUAUGGUGUGAUAAGAUGUUUUACCAGCAAGGUGUGGCACAGUAAUUAGAAGUUUUCUAAAAAGCUAUAGGAAAUAUUCAAACAUUAAAAUUUCUUUUUGACCUAUAGUAAUAAAACAAUGGUCAUUCUAUCCCUCUACUUGUCAACCCCAUAGUUGCUCUGCUGUACUCUUUGAGGGCUCUUGAGCAAAUCUUCAUGUCCCUGAGACUUAUUUUCUUCAUCUUUAAUUUGAAAAUAACAAGCUACCUCAUAGGGUUGCUGUGAGAACCAUAUGAGAUCAUUAAUGCAUGAUAAGAUAUUGCAAAGUAUUAUACAAAUAUUCAUUAAAUCCUUACCUUUCUUGUAUAUAAUUGGUAUUCACUCAGGCUGUAAAUAAGUUUUAUAGCCAGUUAGGUAUUAAGAUAAACCUAGUCUGGAAAAAUGUUUUGUUUUGGUGGCUUGUGUUUUUUUUUGUUGUUGUUGUUUUCAUUUGCUAGGAGCCAAUUAUCACUGGCUUUUUAGAUAAUCUAGAUUAGUGUCUUUGAAUGAGGGAUAUACUUAAAAUCACCUGAGGAUCAUUUACAGCUACAAAUGCUGGGGCCACUUGACAGUUUCUCUGGGGUGAUUCUGCUCUGGAGAACCUUUGGUCUGGAUAUACCUUUAUUGUAGCAUUGAUUUGUAUUGUUUUGCUCUGACAGGUCUCUUCCAAUCCAUUCAAACUGGACUUGGUUCCUAAUGUUUGUCUAGGCCUUACAUGGAUAGUAAGGAAGCUUAGGAGACACGUCCAUGAGGCAGCCCACUUGUAGGAAACCAGUUCAGGUGAGGACAUCAUUUGCCAGGGGGCCACCAAGCACCAUGACAGCACCCACAGUCCAUAUCUGCAGAUUAAGAGCUGAACUCUCACAGAAAAAGUGGAAGUAUAGAAAGGGUUAAUUCAAACUGCUAGAAAAGCUAAAAGCAAAUUUUAAAAUGCUGAGUUGCACAUAUUCAUGCUAGGAUGAGAGCCAGCUUAAAUGCUUGCUGGGCAUUUUGGUAUUUACCACUUAACGUGUUUUCAACUUCUUUGAGGGAUUUCCCCCCGACUCUCCCUAAUGUAAACACAGAUUUCUCAGCAAGUCAUUUCUCAAGCCAUGUCAUUUCUAGUGUAAAAAAUUAUAAUAAUAUGUCUCUGAAUAGUGUUCUUGUCUGCAAAUAUUAGUUAUCCUUUGCUAACGGAUUCUGAGAUGAGAGUCUAUCAGUUUGGAGCCAAUGUUUAUUUUUUUUAAAAAAGUUAAAAAUAAAACUUUUUCUCUGAUUAACAAAGACCUAAAAAGACAUUUGUGGCAGAAAAAAGUUCUGAGGAGCUCCUGUAGACUGGGGAGGCCUUUCUCCCCAGAUAGAUCUGUCUCCUCAGGCAGCUUGAUUUCUUUCUAGAAUUUUUUUCACUUAAAAAACUUCUAAUUUUUGGUUGAUAACAAUUUCCAUUUUUAAAAAUGCAGUUAUGCUAACAGAAGGUUAUCCUGACAGUUAUUAAACAUUAGAAGAUAACUUGGUUUUGUUGAAGUAACCGUUCUUUAUCGGCAGUCUGAGGAAUUUUUCUCCCUGUUCCUCAUAUUAUACAUAUCUUCAAUCAGAAAUAAGGCUGAGUAAAGCUGCUUCCAGCUAACCUCCCAAAUUCUGCUUCUGUGUGACCUUGGAAAAAUUGCUUCACCUCUGUGGUCCUCAGUUUCUUUAUUUGUAAAAUGGGGAAAUACAGCUAUGUGUCUUUUGUGACAACCGUGAAUUUUUGGGUCUGUGAAAUAGAAGUCCAGAGAUCUAAACUGUGAGGCUGGUUAGCUGCUAGUUGUGUGACUUGGGCCAAUUUUCUUAUCGACUUUUUAAACUAUUUCUGUAAAAUAAAGCCCAUAGUAUCUAUGCCACUUACCUGACAAGGGCAUGGAGAAGAUCAAAAUGAUGCAUAAAACUGAAUGUGCUUUAUAACCAAGGCAGCAAGGCAUGGAGUGAGGGGUGACAGUGGAUAAUGACCUGCUCCUUCAGGGACACUGGCAUGCCUGCUCCUCCCCACCUCAUUACAUGCCUGAGCCCUCCCAGGGCCAAGCACUCUCUGAUCUGGGGAGUCGUCUUCACACCCUUAGCUGACUGUUGCUUAUGCUGGUGCCCACCUGGAAGUUCUUCCUUUCCCACAGGUCUACCUGAUUCCCACCCUGGUAUUGGCGAUUCACUCUCACAAAGCCAUCUCUGACCACCACAGCCUUCAAUCAGUGCUCCCUUCAUUACUCACUGUCCUUAGUCACUAUGAGCUUUUAGCUGCCUCUCUUCCACUCUGAUUGCUCCCCAACUUAAUGAUAAGUAUUAAGUCAUUUCAGGUGACGGCCACUGUUCUUGAUUUGCUCUGUUUCAGCAUACACAGAAGAUUGUCUAUGUGCGCCACCAAAGUGGAAAGCCUCUUGUGUUGGGAAUUGGAGAGGUGGGAACUCUUUGAGUGACCAGUGGAGGGAGCAGAGGCUGUGUUGCUCAGCAGAUACUAGCCUACAAGCUAGGUUAAAAAAACAAAAUUUUUACAGAUGACAUGAGAGUAUAUUUAGAAAAUCCCAUAUUCUCAGCCCAAAAUCUCCUUAAGAUGAUAAACAACUUCAGCAAAGUCUCAGGAUACAAAAUCAAUGUACAGAAAUCACAGGAAUUCCUAUAUACCAAUAACAGACAAACAGAGAGCUAAAUCAUGAGCAAACUCCCAUUCCCAAUUGCUGCAAGAGAAUAAAAUACCUAGGAACACAACUAACAAAGGAUGUGAAGGACCUCUUUAAGGAAAACUACAAACCACUGCUCAAGGAAAUAAGAGAGGACACAAACAGAUGGAAAAACAUUCCAUGCUCAUGGUUAGGAAGAAUCAAUAUCGUGAAAAUGGCCAUACUGCACAAAGUAAUUUAUAGAUUCAGUGCUCUCCCCAUCAAGCUACCAUUGACCUUCUUCACAGAACUGGAAAAAAACACCUUAAACUUCAUAUGGAGCAAAAAAAAGAGCCCAUAUAGCCAAGAAAAUCCUAAGCAAAAAGAACAAAGCUGGAGGCAUCACGCUACCUGAUUUCAAAUUAUAUUAUAAGGCUACAGUAAUCAAAACAGCAUGGUACUAGUACCAAAACAGAGACAUAGACCAAUGGAACAGAACAGAGACCUCAGAAGUAACACCAUACACCUAAAACCAUCUGAUAUUUACAAACCUGACAAAAACAAACAAUGGGGAAAGAAUUCCCUGCUUAAUAAAUGUUAUUGGGAAAACUGGCUAGCCGUGUACAGAAAGCUGAAACUGGACCCAUUCCUUACACCUUAUAACAAAAAUUAACUUUAGAUGGAUUAAAGAUUUAAACAUAAGACCUAACACCACAAAAACCCUAGAAGAAAACAUAGACAAUACCAUUCAGGACAUAGACACAGGCAAGGACUUCAUGACUAAAACACUGAAAGCAUUGGCAACAAAAGCCAAAAUAGACAAAUGGGAUCUAAUUAAACUCCAGAGCUUCUGCACAGCAAGAGAAACAAUCAUUAGAGUAAACAAGCAAGCCACAGAAUAGGAAAAAAUUUUUACAAGCUACCCAUCUGACAAAGGGCUAAUAUCCAGAAUCUACAAAGAACUAAAACAAAUUUACAAAAAAAAAAAAACCCAUCAAAAAGUGGGUAAAGGAUAUGAACAGGCAUCUUUCAAAAGAAGUCAUUUAUGUGGCCAACAAACAUAUGAAAAAAUGUUCAUCAUCACUGGUCAUUAGAGAAAUGCAAAUCAAAACCACAUUGACAUACCAUCUCAUGCCAAUUAGAAUGGUGAUCAUUAAAAAAUCUGGAGAGGAUGUGGAGAAAUGGGAAUGCUUUUACACUGUUGGUGGGAGUGUAAAUUAGUUAAACCAUUGUGGAAUACACUGUGGCAAUUCCUCAAGGAUCUAGAAAUAGAAAUACCAUUAGACCCAGUAAUCCUAUUACUGGGUGUAUACCCAAAGGAUUAUAAAUCGUUCUAUUAUAAAGACACAUGCAAAGAUAUGUUCACUGCUGCACUGUUUACAAUAGCAAAGACGUGGAACCAACCCAAAUGCCCAUCAAGGAUAGACUGGAUAAAGAAAAUAUGGCACAUACACACCAUGGAAUACUACGCAGCCAUAAAAAAGGAUGAGUUUAUGUCCUUUGAAGGGACCUGAGUGAAGCUGAAAACCAUCAUUCUCCCCAAACUGACACAAAAACAGAAAACCAGACACUGCAUAUUCUCACUCAUAAGUGGAUAUAGAACAAUGAGAACACAUGGACACAGUGAGGAGAACAUCACACACUGGAGUCUGUUGUGGGCUGGGAGGCUAGGAGAGUGAUAGCAGGAGGUGGGGAGGUUGGGGAGGGGUAACAUUAGGAGAAACACCUAAUGUAGGUGAAGCGGGGUUGGAAGCAGCAAACCACCAUGACAUGUGUAUACCUAUGUAACAAUCCUGCAAGAUCUGCACAUGUACCCCAGAACUUAAAGUAUAAUUUAAAAAAAUUUCACCUUCCCUCCCAACAAAUGCUUAUUAAAAUCAAGAAAAAAAAAAAGGCCAGAACUGGCUUUUUGCAUGCAUUUCUCCUAUGGUAGGUAUAUAGUGCUUUUUAUUCAUACUCCCCAAAUAUUAGGAAAUAGAGCUCUGCAGUGUCAAAACCAGCUCUUAGAUAAUUUGGAGAUAUUCCAGUGAGUUUUUUAGGAUUAAAAUUUGAGAGUGAGAAUAUGAAAAUACUCACUCCAGCAGAUUUCCUCUUACAUACUGAAUCCUAGGCCCGGUGCUACAGAUAGCAAAUGGGAAGAUAUAAGAAUGCCCCAGUCCAGUGGAGAGGACACACAAGAGGAAGCUUCAGGAACAGUAGGCUGCAUGCUUGGGCAAGUGCAUGCCAAGGAAGGCUUUGCAGAAGAGGAAUGUGAGUGGAGUCUCGAAAACCUUAUGACUUAGCCAGUUCAAGAGUGAAGGAAGAAUCUUGAAGGUGCUUGUGGGGAAGUGGUGAAGAAUCAAGCUGGCUAGCAGGACUGGGGCCAGCUUGGGAAGAGCCUUUACUGUCUCACUGAGAAUUUGUAUUUGGCCUGAAAACCACAAACAGCCACUGCUGGGAUUCAAAUAGAAAAUUAAAAUGAUCACGUUUGCAUUUAAGGAAGAACCUGUAUUUUUUAAAUGGCUGCUGCAUAUAAUUAUUCAUCCAUAUACUUUCUGAGGUGUGGUUUCAUUUUGUUUUUACUGCAGUGUCUUAGCCACAGGAUUUAGAAGGUUGAGGAGCAUGGCAGGGGCUGAGACUGUGCCAAAGACACUUUUCAAUUUUUACCUGCGGCCUUCUAAGACAAAACCUGCCAGUGUUCUGAAGAGCCAUGAAUCCUGGCUGCUGAGUUACCUGGGGCAAGUCACUGCAUCUCUCUGAGCCUCUGUUUUCUGAUAUAUUAACAUAAGGAAGUGUAUUUGAUUCAAUAAAAUCAAUUUAUUGUUUUGUAACAAGUUUUUUUUUUCUUGAGAUAAAGUCUCACUCUGUUGCCCAGGAUGGAGUGCAAUGGCUUGAUCUUGACUCACUCCAGCCUUGACCUCCUGGGCUCAAGAAAUCCUCUCAUCUCAACCUCCGGAGUAGCUAGGACUACAGUAGCAUGCCAGCACACCUGUUUAAUUUUAUUUUUUGUAGAGAUGAGGUCUCACUAUGUUGCCCAGACUGUACUUGAACUCCUAGACUCAUGAGAUCCUAUCUCAGCCUCCCAAAGUACUGGGAUUACACAGGCGUGAGCCACCAUGGCCAGCCAGUUGUUUGUUUGUUUGUUUUUUUUAAAUGAAAUAGAAUAUAUAAAAAAGAAAAUGUCAAAGAGCAUUACACAUAGUAAGGGUAUUAUUGUUUUGUGAAACUUUGGUUUUGCCAAUACACACACUCACACACACACAUACGAAAUCAGUAUUUCUGUGUGUGUGCACAUGUGCACUAAGUUGUGAAAUAGAGUGUCUAGCACCAGAAAAUAGAAAUCUGAAAACUGGUGGACAAAUAAGCUUUCUUCCUAUUCUUUUUUUUUAUUAUUGUACUUUAGGUUCUGGGGUACAUGUGCAGAUCAUGCAGGAUUGUUGCAUAGGUACAUACAUGGCAAGGUGGUUUGCUGCCUUCAUCCCCCAUCACCUAUAUCCGGUAUUUCUCCCCUCAUUAUCCCUCCCCACCCUUCCCAACCCCCACUGUCCCUCCCCUAGCUCCCCAUAACUGACCACAGUGUGUGUGAUGCUCCCCUCCCUGUGUCCAUGUGCUCUAAUUGUUCAACACCUGCCUAUGAGUGAUAACAUUCGGUGUUUGGUUUUCUGUUCUUGUGUCAGUUUGCUGAGAAUGAUGGUUUCCAGAUAUAUCCAUGUCCCUAUGAAAGACAGAAACUCAUAGUUUUUUAUGGCUGUAUAGUAUUCCAUGGUGUUUAUGUGCCACAUUUUCUUUUUUUUCCUUAUGCUGCUGACCAGUAAGUUGUUGAAGGCUAUUCUAUUAAUAAAAGAGUAUAGGAAGUACUUAACAACUAUACUAUUAAUAAAAGAGUAUAGGAAGUACUUAACAAUUAUUGUGUCUGUGGCAUUUCACGUGCACAAAGGUGUCUGAAGCUACUCCUCAGGAUUUUGAUAGGGCUUCUCUAUAGAAGCGUUUUCACAUUUUUAUUUCUUUAUGGUAAUCCUGGGAUCUCAAGCCCUUGCUUUAAUUUUGUGUUGUUAGUAGCGACAUCUAGUGGUUCUGUUGCAAGUAUCCUGCAUUCUAGACCAUUAGAGCUGAAAGUGAUUUUAGAGACCACCAGGUCCCAUUUUGUAAAUUAUUAAAAACAAACUGAAAACUCAUAGUAUUUCUACAUUCACAUCAACUCUACAUAAUAAUAAAUAAAACCUAUAGCUGUGUAAUGCUUUCUUGGAUUACUUUGAAACUUUUCAAAUACCCAGAAGUCACUGUUGGUUUUAACCAUGAGAAAUUUAGCAAAGCAUGCCCUGAUAAAUUUAAAGAAAAUCAUAGUUCAAAGCUACAGCCUUUGGUGCAUUGCUAUUUACAGGUGCAUGCCAGAGCCUCAGGCUUUUGCAUGGUGCCUGGUGUUUGGUAGCACUCAAUAAAUCUUGGUUGAAUGUUUGAAUAUGUGGGUGAUCGCAAAAUUCUAGAGAAGAAUCCCCGAGGAAGUAGGACUUGAAGGACAGAGAAUUUGAUAAAUGACUAGAAGGCUAAACUUUUAAGUUAGGGGCCAUGGGCCAGGUGCAGUGGCUCACACCUGUAAUCCCAGCACUUUGGUAGGCCAAGGCGGGUGGAUCACUUGAGAUCAGGAGUUCAAGACCAGCCUGGCCAACAUGGUGAAACCCCAUCUCUACUAAAAAUACAAAAAAUAGCUGGGUGUGGUGGUAUGUGCCUGUAAUCCCAGCUGCUCCACAUGUGCCUGUAAUCCCAGCUGCUCUAGAGUCUGAGGUAGAAGAAUGGCUUGAGCCCAGGUGUGGUGUUCGCGCCAAAGGCUCGAGACAGUUGACUCGUCCCAGUUUGGCUGCUGGACCUGUACUGCAUUUCCUCACCUCGAGGGCUGUCGAGUGAGACAGGGCCGUAAGCUGACUCACUAAAAGCAACAACAGAAUGCAAAGCAAAGGCCUGCGGUUUAUGAGGACAUUGUGCUGUCUGCUUCCAUGUCCCCCUUCAGUCUCUGUGUAAGCAAUAAACUUGCUGCAAUUGCAAUGUCUAAGAGGAGCAGAGACCUCUGCCCAUAUUUUCUCUGGACCCAAGCCUUUGUUUUAGCUCCUGAUGCAAAACAGGUUUAACCAGCCACCUUAAGGGCGCCACUGUAUCUUUGGAAUGUAAAAUCAUUGAAAUGUAAACUACUACCACUAGCCCCCUUAAACUGCUUCCUGAGCAGGAUAUCACAAGCCCCGGAUAUCUAUUUUAUGGAGUUUGUUUCCUUUCUGUUUUCCCCUUUGUUUCUUUCUGCUGAGAUGAGGUAAAUGUAAACAAGACAAAAGGUAUAAAAGCUGUAACCCACAAAAAUAAAUUUGCUGUGUUUUGGCCAUAAUCUUCACGCAGCCCUCCAGACUCUACUUUUCUAUGUUCUUUCUUUUCCGCGCACUCUCUCUCUCAGGUUGAACGAGACAUCUACGUUGGCGGUCUCGGGGACUCCCGCCGGUCGGUAGUCCCCCGGCAGACGUGCCGGACCCCGACAUCCAGGAGGCAGAGAUUGCAAGAUUGUGCCACUGCACUCCAGUCUGGGCAACAGAGUAAAACUGUCUCAAAAAAAAAAAAAAAAAAAAAAAAGUUAGGGGCCAUGGAAGGCCAAAAAGGAACCAUGAGUAGGACCCAACAGAGCACGUUUGAAGGUUUUAACAGAGAAAGAUGACCAUGUGGAGUUCUUGAAAGCCUCAUUUGGAAGUGGUAAAUUGGAUGGAUUAGAAGGAAGAGAAACUGGAUAGAGGCCAAGAAGCUAAUUUAGUGGUGAAGUGAUGAGUUUCUAAGUUAGGAUGAUGACAGAGGAAAGAGAAAGAGAUCAGUUUCAGAGAUACUUUGAAAACCAGAACUUGGUGUGAAGAGAAUGAGAAGACACUUGUCAUGACUUGGUUAUGGCUCAGAUUGUAUACCGGAUGUCCCUGUCCAUGCCUGGACCAGCUUCCUUGGUCUCUGUUCUGCAGGUAUCAGGGACUGAACUUGCUUUCUUCUUUCCAGAAAUGCCACACACCCUAUCCUGUGAGAAUAUUUCUUUCUUCCAACCAGCAGCAGAGUGAGAUGUAGUCUCCUCAGCGCUGUCCUUCAAAAGAUUCAAAGAAAGAGUCCCCAGGCCCUUUCCUGCUUAUCCAUUGGGAAAUGGCGAAAUAAAAUGUUGUACUAUGUAGCAGUUAAGGGGAUGAAUUCAGUAUCUUUGUCUCAAAAUGGGCACAUCUCAAAAACAUUAUUGAGUUAAAACAGAAAACAAAUAGUAGAUGUUAACUAUGGACUGUUUGAGUGUCCCCCGGCCAAAAGCAUGCAUGUGCUGGAAAGCUAAUCACUGUUGCAACAGUAUUAAGAGGUGGGACAUUUAAGAGAUGACUAGGCCAUGAGGACUCUGCCUUUAUGAAUGGAAUCAUGCCAUUGUGAUUGCAUUCGUAAGGGCAGAGUCAAAAGGGUGAGUUUGGCACCCUCUUGCUUACUCUCACCCAUGUGAUGCCUUCUACCAUGUUAUGAAGCAGUAACAAGACCCUCACCGGAUGCAACCCUUCGAUCUUGGACUCCAAAGCUGUGAGCUAAUAAAGUUCUGUUCAUUAUAAAUUACCCAGUUUGUAGUGUUCCAUUAUAGCAGCACAGAACAGACUAAGAAGUCACUAUGCAUGCAGCUUGAUGCUGUUUAUAUUUUAAAAUGCAUGUAUUUUCUGUAGGUACAUAUACUGCAAGGGUAUGAAAAAUAUAAAAAGUGAUCUACAAGGAAGGACACCAAACUUGUAAAAAAAGGUGAUCUGCAGCUAGAGUGUGGGAACUUGGUUUGGAAGUGAUCAAAGAAGAUUUUGGCUCUUUUUGUAAUGCUACACUUAUCUAUCCAUAGAAUGUAAAACUAGAAAUUCCUUUUUAAAAAAAGAUUUGAGUCCUUAUAGAUAAUUUGGGAAACAGAAGAAUUUGAAGGAGAAUAUUUAAAAAUCACUGAAGUGUAUAUCAUCUAGAGAUAACUGCUUUUAAGUUUUUUAUGUAUUUCCUUGUGCUAGUUUAAACAUAUUUAAUUAGGAUCAUCCUGUAUAUGGAUAUGGUUUUACAUCCUGAUUUUUUCCACUUAACAUUAUAUCUGGAACUUUUCUCAUGUCAUUUAAUGUUCUUUGAAAAUACUAGUUUAAAUGAGUAACUAGGAUUUCUGCUAUUCCAAAAUGUAUCAAAUAAUUAUCCUAUUGUUUGACUUUUGGUCUUUUCUAAUUCCUCACUGUUUAUUUAACAUACAUUCAUUACAGCACUUACUUCCUGCCAGGAACUGUUCUAGGAAUAUAACAAUCAAUAGGGCAGACAAAACCCCUACCCUCAAAGAGCUUUCAGAAUGUAAUACAAUGAGCCCGGUGCGGUACCGCCUGUAAUCCCAGCACUUUGGGAGGCCAGGGCAGGCGGAUCACCUGAGGUCAGGAGUUUGAGAACAGCCUGGCCAACGUGGCAAAACCCCAUCUCUACUAAAAAUAGAAAACCAAUAGCUGGGUCUGGCGGUGCACACCUGUAAUCCUACCUACUUGGGAGACUGAGGCAGGGGAAUUGCUUGAACCCAGGAGGUGGAGGUUGCAGUGAGCCAAGAUCACGCCAUUGCACUCCAGCCUGGGCAGCGGAGUGAGAUUCUGUCCUGGAAAAUAAUAAUAAUAAUAAUAAUAAUGUAAUGCAAUGAGAAAUGUAUGUAGAAACCUGUGCUCACAUUUUGUUUCUUUAGGUUACACAAUUAAUAAUGGAAUUAACAGAUCAAAGGAUAUAGAAUCAUGUCACUUAAUUGUUCCCCAGUAAGCAUAUAGCAAUUUACAUUCCCAGCAGCAGUCUGUGUAUUAUCAUUUUCUUAAAUCUUUGAAAAUUAUUUUACUUUGCUUUAAUUACUGAAUUGAACAUUUUUCUCUUCUUGUCCUGCUAAAAUUUCUUCAGCUUCAUUUCUUCUUAAUAUAUUUUUCUCAGUGUGUUAAAUUUAGUUUUCUCACCUUCUUGUGACUUGCUUGCCCCCGACAUGUCCAUUGUGCCCCUAUAAGAGCAGAUUGUCCAUGUUCUGCUUCAGUUUAACCAGAGAAUAUGCAGUUAAACAAUUAGAAUACGUAUGUUAUUUUUAAAAAUUAUUAUGGAAAAUUUCAAACAUAUGCAAAAAUAGAGAAAAUAUUACAAUUAACCCUCACCUAUAAAUUGGAAUCAACAAUUACCAAGAUUUUGCUGUAUUUGUUUUACUUAGCUCUUUUUUUCUUACUGUGCUAAAAUACUUUAAAGCAGUAACAGACAGUAUGUCAUUUGUUUUUACAGGUGCGUAGUGAACAUUUUUAUUUGAUUUAUUCCUUCCAUUUUUACUCCAUUCUUAGAUGUUAAGAAUAUCUUUGGGUUUUUUUCCUCUGCUUUUAUUCCUGAGCAUAUUAUUAUAUGCCCUCUUUCGAAUUCUGUCUUUACCAAUAGCAUGGGGAACUCUUCUCUAAAAUGACCAUAAUUAGGGCAGCUGUGAAAUAAAAGCAGAAUGUAAACUGUACAUUGUGCAUGUUCUGUAGACUGGAUCAUCUAAAGAACUGCACAACACUGGAAACGCUCAUAAACUAUGUCAGACCACAGGCAACUUCUGUCGAUUGUUCUCAGCUGUGAUUAAAAUGAAAAAUUAUGUAAUAUGUCACUAAGUGCCUAUUGUUGUGCAGAUUGAAAUAGUAGCUGGUUUCUUGUGUUAAGAACUCAUAUACACAAAUAUACACACAUAGUCAGAAAAUUCUGCAUAUAGUUUCAGGAGUUCCUAGUCCCACUAAAAUCCACCUAUGGGCCAAACCCUAUCCAUCCAUGGGAAUCCUGGCAAAUAAAUUCCACUCACAAUGGGUUUCUUCCAUUAUUUACACACACACACACACACACACAAACACACACACACACAGAAGCAGGAGGAAGAUGAGUAUGUUGAUAAGGAAAAAAGUGCCUAAUUAUAAACAUAUAAACAUAAGAAAAUGUGUAAAAUACAGAACAAACAAAAUCAACUGUUAUAUACUGAAAUUAAGAUCCUGGAGAAAUACUUGGAAGCUAUUAGGAACUUGUGGAAGGGAAAAGUGGUCAUACUACCUGCAAACACACACAAACAGGGUACCUAAAGCUGUCAACCGUAUAGGAAAAAAAAAUCUUAUUAUAAGCUGGAUAAAUAAAUUCAUAAAACUAUUGGGGGAAAAAGAUAUGACAAAACAAUCUAUUUCAUGCCAGCUUCCAAAGCAAGAAAUGGAUAAGACAUGUUCUCUCUACUGUUCUCAGCUGUGAUUGUAAUGAAAAAUUAUUUAAAGCAUGUCUUACUUUGCCCAUAUUGUAUAGGUGUAAACAUUAGCUGGUUGCUGAAAGAGGUAAGUAAGCAUUAUAAUACAUCCAUUAGCAUAUACACUUUGAAAUUUGGGUAUGCUCUGUAUGUCCUAUACUUUUAGCACAGCCAAGUAAUGUAGCCUCUUCUUUUUUUUUUUUUUUUUUUCUUUUGAGAGGGAAUCUCACUCUGUCACCCAGGCUGGAGUGCAGUGACGUGAUCUCGGCUCACUGCAACCUCUGCUUCCUGGGUUCAAGUGAUUCUCCCACCUGAGUCUCCCAGGUUGCUGGGACUACAGGCAUGUACCAUCACACCCGGCUAAUUUUUGUAUUUUUAGUAGAAACGGGUUUUCACCAUGUUGGCCAGGCUGGUCUCAAACUCCUGACCUCAGGUGAUCCACCCACCUCGGCCUCCCAAAGUGCCAGAUUACAGGAGUGAGCCACUGCACCUGACCUUCUAUUUCUAAUCAACUUAAUAAAAGAAUUUUAGAAGGCUAGAUUUAAAAAUUUCUCCCGCACUGUGACUAGAGAACAGAAUUCAUGCCAACAAUAACUCAUUACCACAAAUAAGCAGAUCACUGGUAGAGGGAGCCAGCACUUCUGUGGCUAGCUCUGAUUAGUGACCUGGGGACUUUGACUUCCUUCUUAACCCUCCUGACCAUCAGAAUUGCUGUUUGCAAGCUUCAGUUCAGCUGGAAAGCAGAGUGCAUUAAAGGAAGGAAUUUGUGAUGCUGCUCGUCACGUACAUCAGAGCUGUGUGUGAGUGGCUCCCUUGUUUUUGAAGAUAAACCACACAUUGGAGGCUUUAGUGACCAUCUGAAUGAGGUGGCAACUGGGCAUGUGCAUUUUUGAGAAUAUUGGUUAUUUGUCACUCCUGGUUCCCUUCAAAUGUGUCACUCUAAAAAACUAUUUUCUCCUAUGAGACAAGUCAUGCUUUAAAACAUGUGUUAAAUGUUUUAAUGGUUUGCUCUACACCUGCUGUGGUGACAUUACUGUGACAAUUUAUAAGCUAUAAAAUCCACUUCUAUUCCUCAGGUACUAACAAACAUGACAUCACUUUACCAAACAAUAAGGAGAGGAUUUGUGUUAGAAAUGAAGACUGCUCAGUAUAACCAGUGAAGACAGUGCCCCAGCUACAGUAGCAUAAGAAUGUGAGUUAAUGCUUAAAUGAUCCACUCACAUAGAUUUUAUAGGUUAAAAUAAAGAUAAGUUACUGUUAGUGAAAAUUUUUAUUGUCAUAUGGUAAUUCAUUAUCUUAGUCUCUUUUCUUGGCUUUAUGCAAAGCCAAUAAAGAAAAACACUAGCUACUUUGACAAUCUUCCAACAGAUUCCAGGAAUAUUAUCCAUAGUGUAACCAUUAUGACCAAUCCUACAACUAGAUAUUUUCCUGGAAUGAAAUACAGGAAUCCAAUACACAUACAGAUAUACAUUUGAAUUUGUGUAGCUGUCAAAUUAGAACCGCGUCUCUCAGUGCUAUAAAAAAAUAACAGGAAAAAGCCCACGUUUAUCUGAGGUGUUGUGUUUUUAGACUUUCAAAUUUUUUUUCAAAGCAUCAGUAACUGGAGUAUUUCAAUAUUUUCAUUUAAAUACACAGAAAAUUUACUAAUCACAUUAUACCUCUCCUCUUCCCUUCACUCUUACUAAAUACCCAAAUAAGUUUAUGCCUGAAUUUACUAAGAAGCUACCUGUAAGGCAGUGUUUAUCAUUUUGCAAUGGGGUGUCUCUGACAGAAAUAAUUCCAUAUGGAGAAUAGACUAUUGUUCUGAUUUGAGCUGCACCGAUUACUUGGGCAAAUUAUUUCUAAAAUACUUAAAAGCUGCGUUAUUUGGGCUUCUGACUUAUAAGAUGAAAGCAGUAAUUCCCACAAAUGCAGAAAACAGGAGGUGGCUACAUAAGAACUACCUGACAGAUUUUUCCUGGAUACCCUCAAGAUGGUUUCCCAGGGGAAUUCUGAUGUCCCUGGGUUUGGGAACCGCAGUACUAAGUGAUAUCCUGAUUGUUUUUGCUGUAACAAUUUCUGAUUUGUUUGGACUUUGCUAGGCAAAUAAAGAUAAUCUGUAUUGAUGAAAUAACAGACUACCCAUUCAUAAAAUUUAUAUAUACACACAUAUAAGAAUACAUUACUUUUUAUUUAUAAAUAAGGCACACAGAAGUUGCAAAAAUAGAAUAGUUUGUUAUAUCCUUCAUCCAGCUUUCCCAAAUUAUAAUAUCUUUUAUAACCAGAGUAUAUUUUCAAAACUGGGAAAUUGACAUUAGUACAAAACUAUUAACUACAGAAUUUACUCAUUCACCAAUUUUUACAUGCUUUUAUUGUGUGUAUAUUACUAUGAAAUUCCAUUGCAAGUAUUGAUUUACAUAAACAUUACCAAGAUCAAGACGCAAAGUGUCUUCAUUCUUACAAAGAAACUCCCCCAUACUAACCUUUCUUUUAUUGUCAGACUCUGCCCCCAUUUUUAAUCCCUAGUGAUCACUGGUCUCUUCUCCAUUGCUAUAAUUUUGUCAUUUCAAGAGUGUUAUAUAAAUGAAUCCAUACAAGAUACAACAUUUUGAGAUCAGCCUUUUGUACCCAUUAUACAACCCUAGAGACUCAUAGAAGUUGUUUUAUGUAAUAAUCUGGCUAAGUAGUAUGUCAUUUAUGGGUAUACCACAGUGUAUAUAUUUGCCCAUUGAACCAUAUUUAGGUUGUUUGUAUUUCUUGGCUGUCCAAAUAAAGUUGCCAUGAAUAUUUAUAUACAGGUUUUUGUGUGGACACAUAUUUUCAUUGCUGUAUUUCAAUCCUCUCCCCAGGAGUACAAUUUCUGGGUCAUAUGAAGUAACUGUUUAACUUUAUAAAAAACUGACAAACUUUUCAAGAGCGACUGCAACAUUUUUCUGUCAACAAUGUAUGAGAUUCAGUUACUCUACUCUCUACAUUCUCACCAGUACUUGGUAUUAUCAGCAUCUUUAGCUUUUUUUUUUUUUUUUUUUUUUUUGAGACAGAGUCUCGCUGUGUCACCAGACACCAGGCUGGAGUGCAGUGGCAUGAUCUUGGCUUACUGCAACCUCCUCCUCCUGGGUUCAAGCGAUUCUCCUGCCUCAGCCUCCCAAGUAGCUGGGACUACAGAUGUGCACCACCACGCCCAGCUAAUUUUUGUAUUUUUUUAGUUGAGGCGGGGUUUCAACAUGGUCUCGAUCUCUUAACCUCGUGAUCUGCCCACCUCGGCCUCCCAAAGUGCUGGGUUUACAGGUGUGAGCCACUGUGCCCGGCCAGCAUCUUUAACUUUAGUCAGGUUAUAGUGACAACUUGUUGUGGUUUCAAUUUGCAUUUUCCUGGAUGUUUAAUGAUUUGAUCAUCUUUUCAUCUGCUUGUUUGCCAUCUUCUUUGUGAAGAGAUGUAUAUUCAUAUAUUUGACCACUUUUUAAUGGGAUUAUCUGUUUUUCACUUUUGUUUAGAGAAUUCUUCAUCUCUUUUAGAUCUAAGUCCUUUAUUGGCUAUGUGACUUGCAAAUACUUUCUCCCAGUCUGUAGUUUGCCUUCUUAUCCCCUUAACAGGAUUCUUUUUUUUUUUUUCCAAGUCAGGGUCUCACUCUGUUGCUCAGGCUGGAUUGCAAUGGCACGAUCAUAGCUCACUGCAGCCUCAAACUCUUGGGCUGAAGCGAUCCUCUGAUCCUCUCACUUCAGCCACUCAAGUACUUGAAACUACAGAUGUACACAACCAUGCCAGGCUAAUUUUAUUUUUUUUGUAGAGAUAGGUGUAUGGCUUUGCUGCCCAGGCUGGUCUUGAACUCCUGGACUCAAGCUAUUAACAUCUUCCCAACUCAUUCUCCCAAAGUGCUGGGAUUACAGGCAUGAACCACAGUGCCCAGCUUAACAGGACUUUUCAGAGAGAAAAAGUUUUUAAAUUUUGAUGAAAUCCACCAAUUUAUCCAUUUUUUUCUUUUAUGAAAUGUGCUUCUAGUGUAAUGUCUAAAAACUAUACCUAAGCCUAAGUUGUAAAGAUAUUCUGUUUUAAAUUUUAUAGCUUUCCAUUUUAUAUUUAGUUAUAUGAUCCAUUUUAAAUUUCAUAAUACGUGUGAGUUUUGGGUUCCUUUUUUUGUUUUUGUUUUCGGCAAAUGGAAGUCCACAUCAUUUAUCGAAACUAUUCUUCCUCCAUUGGUUUUAAGAUAAAUCCAUUGGUCAUACUUAUGAAUGUCUAUUUAUAGAUUCUCUAUCUUAUUUCGUUGGUAUUUCUGUCUCUCCUCCAGAGAAACGUGGUGGCAGGAUGGCUCCUCCAGCAAGUCUUGAUUACUGUAGCUAUAGUCUUAAAAUCAAGUUUUAUGAUUUUUCCACUUUUCUUUUUAAAUAUUGUUUUAUUUAUUCUAAUUGCCUUUCUAUAUAAUUUUUUCUUAAUUUUUAUUAUUUUUUUGAGAUGGAGUUUCACUCUGUUGCCCAGGCUGGAGUGUAGUGGUGAGAUCUUGGCUCCCUGCCACCUCCACCUCCCAGGUUCAAGCGAUCCUCCAGCCUAGGCCUCCCAAGAAACCGGGAUUACAGGUGCCCAGCACCACAUCCAGGUAAUUUUUGUAUUUUUUUUAGUAUAGAUGGGGUUUCUCCAUGUCGGUCAGGCUGGUCUCGAACUCCUGACCUCAGAUGAUCUGCCCACCUCAACCUUCCAAAGUGCUGGGAUUACAAGCUUAAGCCACCGAGCCUGGCCUCUAAAUACAUUUUAGAAUUAGCUUUUUAUUUAUUAUAAUUAUUUUUUUGAGAUGGAGCCUUGCUCUUGUUGCCCAGACUGGAGUGGAAUGGCGCGAUCUAGGCUCGCCACAACCUCCACCCCUUGGGUUCAAGCGAUUCUCCUGCCCCAGCCUCCUGAGUAGCUGGGAUUACAGGUAUAUGCCACCACACUUGGCUAAUUUUAUAUUUUUAGUAGAGAAGGGGUUUCUCCAUUUCAGCCUGGUCUCGAACUCCUGACCUCCUAACCUCAGGUGAUCCGCCCGCCUCAGCCUCCCAAAGUGCUGGAAUUACAGGCUUAGCUUUUCAACAUCUACCAAGAAAAAAACCACUGCUAGAAUUUUGCAUACAUUUUGUGCCCAAGGUGAGUGUAUUGUUCCUCUUACCAUAGACCUGGGCUUGCAGUCAGGCCUGGCAUCCAUGUCAUGUUGGAUACAUGAAGGAAGGGGGCCUCAGCCAUAAGGCAGUGAGGAAUGGGUAGGCCACACAGCGAAAGCAGAAGGCACUAAGACCAGGCUCAGCUGCUUUUGUAUCUGAGGUGCUGGAGGUGUAUUUUUGGGUCAAUUUGGCAGCCCAUGGGCCUCUGGCAGGAUGGUUCCACAAGUGAAAAGGGCAUCCCGGGUGCAGCCAAGAAGCUACAGCUGCAAGGCAUUGUCGAAGGUGUCUCGAUGAGUCGCGAAAGCAGGGGAACCGGGACAGGUCCCUGGGAACCCGUGCUGUCCCAGCCCCUGCCUGGUGCACCCUCCCUGCGGUCACAAGAACCGCAUUGCCUGGCAAGAGCUGACUGCCUCGCGCCUGACGCCUGGGGCCUGGGGCCUGGAACCAUGCUGCAACGGUAGUCUCCAUCCCUGGUUCUGACCCGGUGAGCAAGGCCCAGCAAUCUCUCCCCCGUCACUAAGGCUUCGGUCAGCUAAGGCCCAUCAGAAAGCACAAUACUGACCGCAGCUACACCUUAGGAAAUGCCGGUGCAAACCAACAGGCAGCCUUUCCACCCUUGUGGACAGAGACUGUGACCAUCAAAGAAAUAAGCACAUGUGUGCUGGAAAACAAGCUCUGAAGUAAGAGCAAAUGACAUGCAAGGUACCCUAAUAACAGGAACAGAGUCCUGAGGCUGGGUGUUGAACACAAGUUUCAGCGUGAGCAACUGAGACCAGUGUUGCUAGAGCAGAGACUGCAAGAGAAAAAUGGCAGGGUAAGGCUGGAAUAUGCAGGGACGAGGCAUAACCUGGGUUCUUCUGUGCCAUGGCAAAGGUUCUGCUCCUGAUCCAAUGGGAAAUGGGCAACCAAAGCAAUUGUUUCCAAAGCUCCUAGACAGUGUAAAGCUGGUCUCUAACUCCUGACCUCAUAUGAUCCUUAGGAUUUGAUCGAGGCUGAUUAACCUGUAUUUACUAUUAACAGUAGUUUCUUAGAUCAGAUUUAAAUCAGAAGGUCAAUAGCUUCAUUUCAACCAUGUCACUGUAUCCGUGAAAAUUCUGAAACAAGUAUUUGUGAAGGGCAAACCCUGCAUGUACUCAGCACCUAGCUUAAUUAAAAAGAACCAAUAUUAUCUCUACAGUAAACCACAUCCAUUGCUGACUGGUCUUUGAAGACAUGGAGGUUGCUGACAGAUUCAUGAGAAAAUACUGAUACGUAUCUGCUAUCUGUUGCCUGGCAUAUACUUCCACCAACUAAAUGAUUCAAUGCCUGUAUCCUAUUUCAAACACAGUAGACACAUCACAACAUAGAUCCUGACUUUUUGAGAUGAAGUUUCACUCUUGUUACCCAGGCUGGAGUGCAAUGGUACUCGGCUCACUGCAACCUCUGCCUCCUGGGUUCACGCAAUUCUCCUGCCUCAGCCUCUUGAGUAGCUGGGACUACAGGAGUGUGCCACCAUGCCCAGCUCAUUUUUUUGUAUUUUUAGUAGAGAUGGGGUUUCACCAUGUUUACCAGGAUGGUCUCGAUCUCGACUCUGUGAUUCACCCGUCUUGGCCUCCCAAAGUGCUGGGAUUAUAGGUGUGAGCCACUGUGCCCAGCCGAUCCUGACAUCUUUAAGUAAUUCAAUAGAGUGGGGAGCAAUUUUGAGGUUACUAUUUAUCAUCUUGGGUCCCUAAAAGAUGGAUACGAGAAUAUGCAUUUCCAAGGGCACCUAGGAUUAUCUAUGGGAAUGAAACCUGGCAACUGCUUGAAGAGUCACACUAGAUACAGAAAAUACCAAGAAUAAAAAAUAAAUUAUCUCACUAGAAUUUCUGUGAAUUUUUUGAAGUUCCAUUAAAGUUCUUAAAUACAACACCACACAUUUACUCUAGAUCUAUCUCAUUUUCUUAUUCCACAGGAUGAGGGUAAUUGUGCCAGGGUAUAAACCUAGAGAAUCCUAAAACAACUGUCUUAUCAUCACCUGAAAUUGCUAAAGGUCCUGUGUUUGCUGGCUUACGAUUCAAAAAAAAAAAAAAAAAAAGCAGGUAAAGAACACAAUCUUUGUGGUGAGAACAGGGAACAAUAAGAUACAUUUUUUGGCAUAUGAAAAUUUAUUACUACAGUGUUUUCACCAUUAAAAUUUAUGAUCUUGGUCUUUCCUUCUUGCCUUUGUAUAGCGCCAAAAGAGAGACAUUGGCUACUUUGACAACCUUAAAGCGAACUCCAGGAAUAUCACCAACAGCAUGACCUUUGCGACCAAAUCCAGCUACCAGAACUUCAUCGUUUUCCU